Molecule: messenger RNA, 2600 nt
Organism: Cryptomeria japonica (Japanese cedar)
Lineage: Eukaryota; Viridiplantae; Streptophyta; Pinopsida; Cupressales; Cupressaceae
Exons: 2
Coding region: 116-2440 (774 amino acids)
Source: RefSeq, a predicted model, not a curated record
AAUUAACAAAUAUCUGUUGAGAAAAUCGCUCAUUGAAACAAUAAGUGUGUUAGCAUCUGCCGAGACAGGAAGAUAAACAUUUUCGCCUUACAAUUUCUGUUGGUGACAUUUUAUUAUGGCAAUAGCUCAGCACGUAGAUUAUAAUUACUCAGCUUACAAUUAUAGUUACACAGUUGAGGAUGUACUCAAGCAGUUGGCAAUGCUAUUAGGCCUUGUUUAUUUUGUUUCUCUAAUGAUAUUUGAUGCAUGUGUAGCAACAUUUGGUAAACCAGCUAGAAUUUGGAAUCCGGGGAAAUCUCUGCUUAUCAAUGCUCUGACCAUCCAGAUUCUUUCGUUUCUGAAAAUUAAGAUAAUCAAAUUUUCAGAUGACGAUACUUCUAGCAUUCAAGGCUACUUUCGAGUCCGGCAAGACAUUCGACAGAAUCGGCUCGUGGGUGCGUCAGGAAGAGUUGUAACAUGUGUGUUGAUUGGGUAUUUGUUGCCAGGGAUGGCUCGUGCUGGAUCUGCAACUGAUUGGCGUACACUUGCAGCCUUGGCGCUUAGUUUAUUCACUUUUGAGUUUUACUAUUUGACAACUUUGUUUUACAAUCCACCAAAUGCCGGUAAAUAUCUUAUAGCCCCUUCAAUAAUCAAUGUGAUUACAAUGGUGUCAAUUAUAUUGGUGGUUUUAUUUUCAAUCUGUGCAAUUUUAGCGGGCAGAACGAUUCGUGGUACGCUUGCUCAAAAGAUUUCUGUAAUUCAAUGGGAUAAGAGAAAGAGAAGUGAGGAGGGAUCCUGGCAGAAAUUUGAAGGUGAGAUAAUUAAAUCCUGGUUUUUGUCUCGAGUUUGUCACCCUCAGUAUGUUAUUGCAAGGUCAGUCUUGAGCUCAGCAGUAGGACUGGUGGUCACAAUUUGCAUCCUUUUCUCGAUCACUCCAAAACUUGAUUACUAUAGCUUUCCUUUUGAGAGGUGGGAUGCGUAUGAUAUAGUCAUCGUGGCAUGGACACUUGAAUUGGCCUUCAUUCUAAUUGGAGGGACCGUCAUCUUCUGUAGAUGGUUGAUGGCUGUAGUCUACUUUCCAAGGUUUUUUGUUAAAAAAAUGAAGCUGACACAAAUAAGACCUAUCGUGGAGGAUUUCUGGACAAGAGGUAUCUUAGAGUUGGUUCAAAUAUAUGAUUUACAAAAAUGGCGUCUGCAGGAGCAAUCAAAAGAUGGGAUUUUAAAAGGGCUUGCGUUUCGCCUGGCUACAACAAUGAGGAUACAUUACUUGUUCUAUUUGCUUUGGCCUCUCCAGGUUUCGCUAGUGUACUUUAGCAAAGGCUGUUUGUUUAUCUCUGAGCUGCUCUUCAGCUUCAAGUGUGUGUGGAACUGUUUGCUUGGAAGUGACAAAAAGCCAGCCCAAUCCCAAGGGGAAUUUGAAGAAUGCAGGGAAAUAUUGGAGAAAGUGUGUAUGCCUGGAGAAAAUCCGGAACGCCUGUGGGUAGCCAAUAAGAAAUCUAUGAAGCAAGCGAAGGAUCGUUUCAAGAAAAGCAAAGAGAAAGGCUGCAAGUGCACGGAUCUCAUCGAUUUCCUGAAAUCUCGCUUUCAUCAGGAAAUCGAUUAUGGUGGAAGAUUUGUAAAUCAGCUUGAAAGGUUGCCGCUUGUUGAAGAGCAUUUUUCUGCUCUGGAUGAAAAUUGCAUGAGGAUGACAGCACUUUCAUUGUUAAAUGUAAUCAUCAACCUCCUACCUUUGCACAGGGAUGGGGAUAAACUGAAUAAAGCAAUUGAAGCAUACAAACAAGCUUUGGAGCUCAUGUCUUUUGUCGAUAACUCUGAUCCUGAAAAUCCCACAACAGUGGAUGUGCUUAAAGUUAUCGACAUUGAAGCUGAUAGAGUGAGCGUGGCUGUCCACAAUGAAUUCCAAAGGUUGCUAAAACUGCCCAAGGACAAAACUAAUUCCUCAGAGAAAUCGCCCAACUUCGCAACUCCUGAGGCGGCCAUAAACGGGCUACUGAAUGAUGCUGAGAAGCAACUCAAGGAGCAGAAGCUGAUAAUUAUAAACAAAGAAGAGCAACCUGUUGGGGAAGAAUAUUGUGAUUCCAGGGAUUGGAGUGCAAUAGCAGCCUGUUACAGCAAUUAUAGAGUCUGCAAACUGAUUCUCAAAGACGGUUUUAACAGUGAAAAUGAGUUCAAGAAGGAAUACUUGUAUGAUUCCCUGGCAGACGUAAUUGGUCACUGCCUGUUAAAAUUGCACAAUGUGAUGAUAAAGACAUGCAGAGAGUGGGCAGUAAAAUUUGAAGAGGAGAAGAUCUGGGAUGCCAUGUACAUAGCAGGAAAGGUUGUGGGAGUGAUGCAAGAGUGUAACGUGGAAGUCAAAGGCAAAAUUCUAGAACCAAAGUUUUUCAGCCCGACGUCCAAUGAAAUCCAACGGUUUGAGGCUAUCAACAUGGAGGUAAUGACUAGCUGCGGUGAAAUAGAUUGAAUCUUAACUUUUGGAAGUGAAUGAUUAAUGAAAAGACCUAACUAGUAUUCCAUGUGUAAUAGACCAUAUCUAUUUUAUGUGUAAGAGAUAUAGAUUGAAAAAGAUAUAUCUAUAUUGUGUAGAAGCAUAUUUCUUUCAUGUAUAAGAGAAAAUACCUAUG